Molecule: messenger RNA, 1656 nt
Organism: Oncorhynchus nerka (sockeye salmon)
Lineage: Eukaryota; Metazoa; Chordata; Actinopteri; Salmoniformes; Salmonidae
Gene: gtf2h2
Product: general transcription factor IIH, polypeptide 2
Exons: 11
Coding region: 89-1270 (393 amino acids)
Biological process (GO): nucleotide-excision repair; DNA-templated transcription; regulation of transcription by RNA polymerase II
Cellular component (GO): transcription factor TFIIH holo complex; transcription factor TFIIH core complex
Molecular function (GO): zinc ion binding
Source: RefSeq, a predicted model, not a curated record
GCUCUUCUGUUACACCAAACAUGGUUGCUUCCUUCAGCAGAUACUUCAGUUUUUGAUUGAACUGCAUUUGGAGGUUGACUCAAUCAAGAUGGACGAAGAGCCAGAGAGAACCAAGCGUUGGGAGGGAGGUUAUGAGCGAACAUGGGAGAUCUUGAAGGAGGACGAGUCUGGAUCUCUCAAAGCCACUGUAGAGGAAAUCCUUUUCCAGGCCAAAAGGAAAAGGGUGUUUGAGAGUCAUGGACAAGUUCGGCUUGGGAUGAUGCGUCACCUGUACGUGGUAAUUGACACCUCUAGAACCAUGGAAGACCAGGACCUGAAACCCAAUCGCCUCACCUCUACACUCAAGCUGGUGGAAUAUUUUGUCGAGGAAUACUUUGACCAGAACCCCAUCAGUCAGGUGGGCAUCAUCACCACAAAGAACAAGAGAGCGGAGAAGCUGACUGACCUGGCAGGGAACCCAAAGAAGCACAUUGAUGCCCUGAAGAAAGCAAAGGACUCUACGUGUGGAGGAGAACCCUCUCUAUAUAACUCCCUCAGCCUGGCCAUGCAGACUCUCAAACACAUGCCAGGCCACAGCAGCAGAGAAGUCCUCAUCAUCUUCAGUAGUCUCACCACAUGUGACCCAGCUAACAUCUACGAGCUGGUCAAGACUCUGAAGGCUCUGAAGAUCCGUGUGUCUGUGAUUGGCCUGUCAGCCGAGGUGCGUGUCUGCACCGUGCUCACCAGAGAGACCGGGGGGUCGUACCAUGUGAUCCUGGAUGAGAGCCACUUCAGGGAGCUGCUGAUGUUUCAUGUGAAGCCUCCUCCUGCUACCUCCUCCUCCGAGUGUUCCCUCAUACGCAUGGGUUUCCCCCAGCACACCAUAGCCUCUAUAUCAGACCAGGAUGCCAAGCCUUCUUUCAGCCAGGCCCAUCUGGACAGCACUAGUGGUGGUCCCGGUCUGUCUAUGGGAGGGUACUUCUGUCCACAGUGCCAGGCCAAGUACACUGACCUACCUGUCGAGUGUAAAGUCUGUGGGCUGACACUUGUCUCCGCUCCUCACCUGGCCCGCUCCUUCCACCACCUCUUCCCCCUGGAGGCCUUCCAGGAGAGUCCUCUGCUGCUGCACCACACAGAGAGGUUCUGUGAAGCCUGCCAGGGGGAGCUGAAGGACAAGAGUGUGUUUAUAUGUCCGUCGUGCAACAGUGUGUUCUGCGUGGAGUGUGACCUGUUCAUCCACGACACGCUGCACUGCUGCCCCUCUUGCAUCCACAGCCGCAGUGCCCCCUGAGAUGCUCUGGUCAAAAGUAGAGGACUAUGUAGGACUUAUGGAAAACCUCAGACAAGUGCCAAUAUACCUGCACACACUUUAAAGAUGUUUACUAAUUUGGAGGGCCUUCAGUGCUUUGGACCCUUACGGAAUUUACCUCUGGAGUUGUGUUGCUAGGAAAUUUGGAAUUGACUUUGGUCGUAUUGCUUGGAGUUGACUUUGGAGUUGUCCUGUAUCCAGGCUGACAUCUAAAGCUAGAGGACUGACUUUACCUCAAUGAUGGUUGGAUUGAGAUGGAACUGCUGAAACUCUGAGCAUCGAUAUCACCGGUUGGCUAGUGCCGGAUGGUUCUGGCAGCAGCAUAAAAUGGACCAAACCUUUUCAAUAAACUUCAGCUCUUUUGUAGA